GGUACCUAUAUAAAGAUGCUUGCAACAGAACACUGUUUUAAUUAAAUUAAGAACACAAGUGGUCACAGAUGGCUUGCGUCGAAUUCACCGUCAAUGGGAAAAAAUGUACAGUGGACAGCUCCCUCCACCGGGAUACGACCCUAAAUGCCUACCUCAGGUACCAUUUAGGUCUCCCCGGAACCAAAGCCAUGUGCAGAAUAGGAAUAUGCGGAGCGUGUAUUGUGAAUGUGACUGCGCAGAGAGAGACCAGUGGCACAGUUGAAACAUUUUCCGUGAAUUCUUGCCUGGUGCUUGUAUUCUCCUGCCAUGGAUGGGACAUCACCACCAUAGAGGGCGUCGGCAACCGAUUGAAAGGCUACAGUGAAAUUCAGAAACGCAUAGCCGCUUUUAAUGCAACCCAGUGUGGAUAUUGUACACCUGGUUGGGUGAUGCAUUUAAACAGUCUCGCAGAUAAGGGCCUUAAUAUGGUUGAGUUAGAGAAUUCUUUUGGGUGCAAUACGUGUCGCUGUACAGGUUACAGGCCCAUUUUAGACACAAUUAAGUCAUUUGCUAUAGACGCCAGUCCGGCGCUCUGCAAAAAAGUUGAAGAAAUAGAAGAGCUUACAACUGGCUUUAACGACAAAGCCAAAAUAUGUGACCGAAAAUGUUCGACAUGCAGCGAUGGUGAUUGGAGUUUAAUUAACAAUACAAAUAAAUGUAGUCCAAUCAUAAUAACUUCUGGGGAAACAAUGUUUAUGAAGGUCUUUGAAGAGGAUCAGAUAUUUGACAUGAUUGAUACUUGUGGUACAAAACCCUAUAUGCUAAUUGAUGGAAAUACUGGAAAAGGACUUAUAAAAGAUUUUGAGUAUCCACUUGCUAUAAUUGAUAUCUGUGACACGCCAUCCCUAAAGCGCUACUACUAUGAUCAAAACCUAGUUUUAGGAGCAAACGUUUCACUACAAGAUUGUUUGGAAAUAUUCAAACAGGCUGCAUUAACAAUGGAUGAAUUUGCGUAUUUAGAAGAAUUUGCUAAACAUUUUGAUUUGAUUGCCCAAAUGCCAGUAAGAAAGAUGGGAUCAUUGGCGGGAAAUAUCAUGCUGAAGUACAAAAACCCUGCUUAUCAAUCUGACGUGUUUCUAUUGUUCGAAGCCAUAGGGGCCACUAUUACAAUACGUGAUGAGAGUGGUAUAAAAACUUCCUAUUCUAUGGCAUAUUUUCUCCAAAUCGACAUGCACCGCAAACUAAUCGUGAGUUUUCAUUUGCCACCGGAAGAUUCACUUCAUAAAUUUAGGAGCUAUAAGAUAAUGCCAAGAAGUCAAAACGCUUUGGCCAUAGUUAAUGCUGCUUUUAGUGUUAAAUUUGACAACGAUUGUCGUAUUGACUCAAUAAGUAUAGUUUAUGGUAACAUUUCCCCUGAUUUUAUCCACGCUGCCCAAACAGAAGGAUAUUUGAGAGGAAAGAAUCUAUUUAACAACCAAGUAUUGCAAGGAGCAAUUAACGUUUUAAACAAGGAAAUCAUACCAAUAGACAGUCCCCCGGAACCAUCUCCAUGGGCAAGGAAGAAGUUGGCAAUAGAUCUGUUUUACAAGUUCGUUCUUAGCAUGACUCCAGAUGGAACGAUUUCUCCGCGGUACCAAACUGGGGGAGAGUUAAUCUUCCGCCCUUUAUCCAGCGGAACACAGAAUUACCAAACAGACCCCUCACUGUAUCCUCUAAAUAAACCAGUACAGAAACUAGAAGCUUUAUUACAAUGUUCUGGAGAGGCCCAAUAUGCUAAUGAUAUACCGCCGAUGCUGAGUGAAGUAUUCGGAGCAUUUGUAUUAUCAACAGUCUAUAACGGUGAUGUAGACGAAAUUGAUGUUGCACAUGCACUGAAAUUAGAUGGUGUCUUGGCUUUAUAUACUGCCAAAGAUAUACCAGGAAAAAACUCGUUCACCGUUCCUGGAAUACAACUCGAAACAAAUGACGAGGAAAUAUUGGUCGAAAAGAUUAAAUACAAUGGACAACCGGUAGCAAUAGUAGUUGCCGUUAGUCAAGACUUAGCUAUAAAUGCAGCUAAAAAAGUUAAAGUAACAUACAAAAAUGUCCGAAACACACCACCAAUUUUAACUAUAAAUCAAGCUAAAAAGUUCAGCGAUAGAAUAAAGUCAGGACCUACGAUUGAGCCACAAGGCAGAGGAAAUAAUAUUAAGAAAAUAAUUAAAGGUGUAUUUGAAGCAAAGUCCCAGUACCCUUAUUAUAUGGAACCUUUGACGUGUGUAGCAGUCCCUGUAGACAAUGGUUUGGAAGUUUAUGAUGCAACUCAAUGGAUGGAUUUGACGCAAAUUGCAGUAGCUCGAUGCUGCAAUAUGUCUGAAAGCGAUGUACAUCUGAAAGUUCGUCGUAUAGGGGGUGGUUUUGGCGGGAAAAUAAGUCGUAACGCGCUAGUAGCGUGCGCCUGCGCAGUUGUUGCAAGAAGAAUGGAUCGUCCUUGUAGAUUCAUAUUGCCAUUGGAGACAAACCUUGUUAUUGCCGGAGGGCGAUUGCCUGUUGAGUGCGAAUAUGAGGUUGGCGUUGACGACAAUGGCGUUAUUCAGUACUUAUACGCUUCAAUCACAGAGGAUGCUGGUUGUUCUCACAACGAGAAUCUUUUAGAUUUCGUCGCAGGUGCCUUCAAAAGCUGUUACAAUACCGAGUACUUUAGUCUAAAGACGAAUGCUGUACUUACCGAUUUAACUUCUAAUUCUUAUGUUAGAGCCCCUGGUACACUGGAAGGAGUCAUGAGUAUAGAAAACAUUAUGGAACAUAUUGGUUUUGCCUUAAAGAAAGAUCCAAUUGAUAUUCGUUUAGCCAACAUGAGAAAAGAUGACAAUGAUUUACCAGAGCUUAUAGAAACUCUAAAACACAAAGCAGAUUAUGAAAAUAGAUUAAAAGAGGUUGAGGCAUUCAAUAAAAACAAUAGGUGGAUGAAGAAAACACUCAAAGUUAACACUAUGUUUUAUCCUGUACAAUAUUACGGAAACUACACUGCCUUGGUUUCUGUGUAUCGUGGUGAUGGUACAGUAACAAUAACAACAGGUGGCAUUGAAAUGGGGCAAGGUGUUAAUACUAAAGCUGCUCAGGUUUGCGCUUAUGAACUAGGAAUACCACUCGAAAAAGUAUCAGUUAUUCCUAAUUAUUCAUUUGUAGCAGCGAAUAACGUUUUCUCAGGUUCCAGUAUCGUAAGCGAAUGCAUUUGCUACUCUGUAAUAAAAGCAUGUAGCAUUUUGAAGGAGCGAUUAAACCCAUUGAAGGAUCAACUGGGCGAUCCAACAUGGAUGGAGUUAAUACAAAAAGCUGGAGAAGAAGAAAUGGAUCUGAGCGCGCGUUAUAUGAUGAGUGAUUCGGAACCAGAUUUGCAUAAUUACAGUGCGUUUGCUGUUACGAUUUUGGAGGUUCAAUUAGAUGUACUAUGUGGAAAGUUUCAAAUUAAUAGAUGUGACAUACUGGAAGAUGUUGGAUUAAGUGCCAAUCCGAAUAUUGAUAUUGGUCAGAUAGAAGGUGCUUACGUACAAGGCUUAAGUUAUUUGACGUAUGAACAUUUCGUCUACGACAAAAUAACUGGGAAGAAGUUAACAAACAAUGCACUGACAUAUGAAACAUAUCUGGCUAAGGAUAUUCCAGUUGACUUCAGGGUUCACUUGAGAUACAAUUCUAAAAAUACCAAAGGCGUUUUAGGAUCCAAAGCUGUUGGAGAGAUGGGUAUCUGUUCAUCACCUGGUAUAGUUUAUGCACUAAGACAGUGUAUAUUGGAGUCACGCAAAGAUUCUGGGCACGAUCCUAACGAAUGGUUUGAUCUUGAUAUACCUGUUACGGCGGAGUCGUGUCUAAAAGCACUGGAUGUUAAACCAGAAGAACUCCUGUUAUUAUAAUCUUUGAUGAUAAUUCUAAAUGACACACUAUGUAGUAGGUAGUAUUUAGGUUUAUCAGAAUUCGGAACACUAUUAUCAGACAUGACCUAGUAUAGAGUCUAUACAACGCACCUGUCUGUUAAAACAUGUCUACAACUAGCCUGAAAUGUGCUAUUUUAUUCUAGUUUUAAACAACUGAAUCAGACUGUAUCUCUGUGAAUGCGUUUGCCUACCUAUAUACAUCCUGCAUACAUAUUUUCAUAACUUUUACAAAUAGUAUAUUAUUAUAAUUUUAGACUCAUGCAAAGUCAGAUUAUUAUUUAUUGGUUUGUGGUUUUUACUUACGUUAGUAUAAUUUGAUAAUUUGGCAAGAAUUUCAUAUUAUAAUGUAUUUAGUGUCAACAAUUUUCUAAAAGCGGUUAUUUUAAUUUUUAGUUUCUUGUUUUGAUAAUUUUUACGUUGUUUAAUUGCAUUGUCUUUG
Molecule: messenger RNA, 4329 nt
Organism: Maniola jurtina (meadow brown)
Lineage: Eukaryota; Metazoa; Arthropoda; Insecta; Lepidoptera; Nymphalidae
Product: indole-3-acetaldehyde oxidase-like
Exons: 16
Coding region: 69-3869 (1266 amino acids)
Molecular function (GO): oxidoreductase activity; FAD binding; 2 iron, 2 sulfur cluster binding
Source: RefSeq, a predicted model, not a curated record